This is a messenger RNA of Carica papaya (papaya), 1619 nucleotides long. Its product is annotated as transcription repressor KAN1-like. Gene Ontology annotation, cellular component: nucleus. Gene Ontology annotation, molecular function: transcription cis-regulatory region binding. NCBI's taxonomy places the organism in Eukaryota, Viridiplantae, Streptophyta, Magnoliopsida, Brassicales, Caricaceae. Gene Ontology annotation, biological process: regulation of DNA-templated transcription; abaxial cell fate specification. The record is from RefSeq and is a predicted model, not a curated record.
CCCAAUUCCCUCUCUCAUUUUCACUUUCUUUCUAAUUCAUUUUCCUAUAUAUCUUCUCUCUUCCCACCACCACCACAUCUCCUUCUUCCUCUCUCUUCCCCAUGUCUGUUUAAUUCUUCAAUAUGAGAAAAAUCUUCUGCUUCCCCUUUACACCACUAUCUCUUUAGGUUUAAUUUCAUUUCCCCCUCCCCCCUUCCUCUUUUCUUUUUCUCACAUCAUCGUAGAAAGGAAUUCAAGAUCCACUGAAAAGAUAUCCUAAACCCUUUCUUCUUUGUUGCAGAAACCACGUACCCAGAAAGAGAAAAGGAGAAAAGAAGGUGUGGAAAUGUCUGGUAAAGGAGUUUUCAGUACUGAUAUUCAACAACCAUCUUUGAAUCCGAUUCCUGAUCUUUCUCUGCACAUCAGUCCUCCCAACAGUGCUCCUUCCUCAAUCUGCACCGGCCCUAACGACUUGGAUAUAUGGCGGAAGGAAGACGACAGUUCUGGUUUAAAAUCACACAGUGACAGCUCCAUUAAAGCUGACACAGAGCUCUCUCUAGCCAACCCCACAACUUUUGAGGCUGAAAGUCCGUGGAGGAGAAGGGAUCAAGCAACAAGACCGAACACCGGGGGUUUCAAUUUUGGUGGCUGUUCGAGUAGUGAAUCAAUGAGUCGAAUCAAUCAUGGGAUUUCAUGGCUUGAUGUUUCUGGGUUAAAACCCAUUAAAGGGAUUCCAGUUUACAACAACUGCGGCUUCCCUCUUUCAUCUGCUUCUUCCGAUCAUGGAGAGAACAUGGAUCGUAGGUUUAGCUCUUACCAAACGGCGUCGUAUGCUUCUUCUUCUUCUUCUUCCGUGUUGAGCUCAAGUACUAAUUACGCCUCAAAAUCUCCCCUACCCAGUUAUUAUAAUCGAAUGGGGAGGUCCCCGAAGUUCAACGGGCUACCAAUGGAGACGGUUAGAUCGCAGUAUGAGUACUACGGAGGUGGGUUCGGUGGUGCAGAGAUGUGUAGUAAUGGCAUGAUUAGAUCGAGAUUCAUACCAAAGCUUCAGAGUAAGCGGAACAUGAGAGCACCUCGGAUGAGAUGGACAACCUCCCUUCACGCUCGUUUUGUUCAUGCUGUUGAGCUCCUCGGCGGCCAUGAAAGGGCAACACCAAAGUCAGUCCUGGAGCUAAUGGACGUGAAAGAUCUUACUCUGGCUCAUGUGAAAAGCCAUUUACAGAUGUAUAGAACUGUUAAGAGCACUGACAAGGCUGCACCCUCCUCAGAUGGGUCUGGAGAUGAAGAUUUCUUGGCAUCAUCAACAAGGUCCCUCCAACAAAUCAAUAAUAUUAAUUCUAACUCUUUACUCAACCAGAGGGAAACUCUAAAUUCACCUGCCGAGCACCAUAACCCCUGUGCUUCUCCUAAUCUGUGGAGUAACUCUUCCAGUAGAGGAAGUAGUUGGGUUAACAACUCAAGUAAUCUAGAGAGACCAAGACCAGAAAAUCUGUCAUCCCAAACAACAUCUGGAACCCAAUUUCAUGAGAUGCAGGUAUCAAAUGGAUAUAGAAGAUCACACUUAGAGAUUCAGAAUCCAAGCUUGGAGUUCACCUUGGGAAGACCCACUUGGCAAAACCAAGAACAUGGGUAAGCUAAAA